CAACAACUAACGAUGAGUUACGCCAACAGAGAACUUAUUAAAUCAAUUGUUGAUUUCUUAUCAAAGGAAACCACUGAAGGCACUCAAGUUGCUGCCCAAAUGCUCCGUGAUACAUAUCAAAUUCCUUCCGAAGGAGCUAAUACUAUUAAUUUGGAACAAGUUUGGAGAUCAGGUUGCCAACAAUUAAAUAUUGUUGAUAAUUCUAGUGAUGAAAAGUUCAAAGCUUUCAUGAAGCAAUUGGAUUCUAUGGGAUAUUUCAAGAAUACUACAGCAACCGAUACAUAUGAAAUGCGUUAUGAAAAGGCUAAACAUAAAUUCCAAGAAAAGAUGAAGGCACACCAACAACAACAAGUAACACCAUCCGUCGAUGUUGAAAAGGCUGAAAAGGCAAAGGAAGAAGGAAAUGAAAAAUUAAAGAACAAGGACUUUGAUGGAGCUGUUGAAUGUUACAAGGAAGCUAUGAAGUUCAAUCCAGAAAAUCACAUUUAUCCAAGUAAUAUGGCUGCUGCCUACAUUAGUUUGAAUCAAUAUGAAAAGGCAUUGAAAUGUGCUGAACAAUCCAUCAAAUUGAAUGAUAAAUAUGUCAAGGCCUAUCAAAGACUUGCUCAAGCUCAAGCUAAAUUGAAUAAGAAGAAGGAAGCUAUUGCUACCUAUGAAAAGCUCAUUGAAUUGAAUCCAGAAGCUGAAGUUGAAUAUAGAGCCAAGAUUGAACAACUCUCUGCACCUGCUACUGCUGCCAGUAAUCCAUUUGCUGGGCUUGGUGGAAUGGGUGGAGCUAAUCCAUUGGGUGGCCUUGGUGGUCUCGGUGGUCUUGGUGGAUUGGGUGACAUGUUAAAUAAUCCACAAUUCAUGCAAAUGGCCAUGAAUAUGAUGCAACAACCAGGUAUGCAAGAAAUGAUGGGUAACAUGAUGAGAAAUAUGGGUGGUGCAGGCGGUCUUGCAAACAUGUUUGGUGGUAUGGAUGGUCAAUCAGGUGUGCCAAACUUUGAUGAACAACAAAAAGUUGUCAUGAAUCAAAUUUUGGAAGAUCCAGAAGUUCAACAAAGUGACAAGCUCACUAGAAUUUUCACUGCUGCUCGUGAUGAUCCACAAACUCUCGUGCAACAUAUGAGUGAUCCAGAAGUUUCUGCUUUUAUGCAAAAGUAUGCCACUAAAAUGUUCGGUGGAAAUAAUCCAUUCUCAUCAAUGUUUGGAGGUGGUCCAAGAGAUGAUAAUGAUAAGCAUGACGAUAGUAAUAUGUACGCAUAAAUUGAUAAUAAAUUUUGUAAUAACAACAAAUUAGG
Messenger RNA from Naegleria gruberi, 1283 nucleotides. Its product is annotated as TPR domain-containing protein. The transcript has a single exon. Gene Ontology annotation, cellular component: membrane; TRC complex. Gene Ontology annotation, molecular function: protein binding; molecular adaptor activity. The record is from RefSeq and is a predicted model, not a curated record. Bases 13 to 1248 code for a protein of 411 amino acids. NCBI's taxonomy places the organism in Eukaryota, Heterolobosea, Eutetramitea, Acrasida, Naegleriidae. Gene Ontology annotation, biological process: post-translational protein targeting to endoplasmic reticulum membrane.